CCAGAGAGAGAGAGACAGAGAGCGCAUCUCAUUUCCCUCUCCACCGUUUUUUUUUGUUGUUGUAAAGAGAGUAGCAAGGUGUGUAAGUGACGCAUAUAAACGUGUAUAAGUAGUUUUGUGCAUAUAGAAUAAUUAUAGAAUAAUUAGGCUAUUGUGUUUCGCUUUAAGCAGUAUUUAUAAAGUAGCCUUAAAUGUAUAUACCGUAAAAAAAAAUACGCUACUUUUUUUACCGAGUCAAAAAAUGCUUUGAGCUGAAGCGGAACAUCCUUCCGCUGCCAUCAUGAAGACAGGCUGCGGGGUCUGACAACACGCUCUCUCUCGUACGCCGGGCCCUGAUUGGAUGGAAUAACCAACCACCUGUGACGUCAGGUGACCUCGAUUGAUCGCAGGAGGCGGAGCCUGGAGUCAUCUCCGUGGCGUACACACAGAGAGAAGACUACAACAUCUCCCUAAAGAACUACAACCCCCAGAGAGUAUCACAGAGACAGGGACCACCAUCCCUAUGGACCUGAUCUCAACCCUCCUCUCCUUCAGGACUACAACAUCUCCCUAAAGAACUACAACCCCCAGAGAGAUGGUGACCACAACCCCCUGAUCUCAACCCUCCUCUCCUUCAGGACUACAACAUCUCCCUAAAGAACUACAACCCCCAGAGAGAUGGUGACCACAACCCCCUGAUCUCAACCAUCCUCUCCUUCAGGACUACAACAUCUCCCUAAAGAACUACAACCCCCACAGAGACGGCGACCACCAUCACACUAUGGACGUCACAACCCCCUGAGUUCCACAAGGACUACAACUCAACAUCUCCCUAAAGGACUACAACCCCCAGGGUUCUGAGCGGAGCAGCCAUGAGCGCAGCAGCAGCAGCAGCGGAGACCCAGGUGAAGUGUGUGCUGGUGGGGGACAGCGCUGUUGGGAAGACGGCCCUCCUGGUUCGCUUCACCUCAGAGACGUUUCCUGACUGCUACAAACCAACUGUGUACGAGAACACUGGCGUAGAAGUCUACAUGGACGGGGCUCCGAUCAACCUGGGUCUGUGGGACACGGCAGGAAAUGACACGUUCAGACAGAUCCGUCCGAUGUCCUAUAAGCAGGCGGAUGUGGUCCUGAUCUGCUACUCCGUGGCCAACGCCGCCUCCCUCGCCAACGUCAAGCACAAGUGGCUGGUAGAGGUGCGUGAGAAUCUUCCUCGUGUUCCGGUUCUGGUGGUGGCGACUCAGACGGACCAGCGUGACACCGGGCCUUACCGCGCCUCCUGCUCCUCCGCCGCCGAGGGCAAACGCCUCGCCCAGGACGUACGGGCCAAGGGGUACCUGGAGUGCUCGUCGCUAAGCAACCGCGGCGUGCAGCAGGUGUUCGAGUGUGCGGUGCGGACGGCGGUGAACCAGGCCAGGAAACGGACGCGUCCGCGGAUGUUUGAUAUCAACAGCUGCACGGUGUUUUGACCUUUGACCUCAAAAAACCUUUGGGACCUCCUAGGGUUGGGGUUUGGUGAUCGGUGGAUACCCGAAGCCUCUAGCGACUGCUCUAGGAUCAGGACUCGGGGCCCAGUGGCGACUCCGACUUGGACUCAACACCGGGGACUUGGGACCGGACUGGCGGCUUAGUGACUGGACUACAUCACUGUAUCUGACUUGAACUAUUCGAAUGUUCUGUCUGACCCAGGACCUGUGGUUUUUUUGGGGGGGGGGAAACUCUUGAACUAUUCGAAGUUCUGUCUGUGCCGUAAGACAGUAAACCUCCCAAUGUGUCAUUUUGACCUCUAACCUUUUGAUGACUGGACACGCGGAUCUGUAAACGACCCUCCGUAAAGGGGGGGGGGGGGCCAAAACACCGCCAAAAUGGGAAAUCGUUUUUUUAACAACCUGGGCCUGUGUUCACAAAACGUCUCGGACUCGGGAGUGCUGAUCUAGAGUCAGUUUCACUUUCUAGGUCAUAAUUUCUAGGUCGUAAUUUCUCUAGGUCAUAAUUAUUCUAGGUCAUCAUGAAUCGGAUUACAUCGAUCUGAACUCCUAUUCUGAGACGCUUUAUGAAUACAGGCCAUGGAAGCACAGACGGUCUGUGUGAGUUUGAAAAUCACGAACUCUCAAACUGUUUUUUUUAUUUCUUCUUUCUUCUUCUGUUGUUUUGAUGUCUGUUAUUCGAUAGAUUUAGAGGAGGGUUUCUAGAGAUUUCAGUCAAUAACGUCACCAGAGAGUUAUAGGUUGUUCGUUAUGAUGAAACAGACGAUCAGGUAUUUUAGAUCGGACGGUAAACAGAGACGAUCAGGUAUUUAGAUGGGAUGGUAAACAGAGACGAUCAGGUAUUUAGAUGGUAAACAGAGACGAUCAGGUAUUUUAGAUGGGAUGGGAAACAGAGACGAUCAGGUAUUUUAGAUGGGAUGGUAAACAGAGACGAUCAGGUAUUUUAGAUGGGAUGGUAAACAGAGACGAUCAGGUAUUUAGAUGGUAAACAGAGACGAUCAGGUAUUUUAGAUGGGAUGGGAAACAGAGACGAUCGGGUAUUUUAGAUGGGAUGGUAAACAGAGACGAUCAGGUAUUUUAGAUCGGACGGUAAACAGAGACGAUCAGGUAUUUAGAUGGUAAACAGAGACGAUCAGGUAUUUUAGAUGGGAUGGGAAACAGAGACGAUCAGGUAUUUUAGAUGGGAUGGUAAACAGAGACGAUCAGGUAUUUUAGAUCGGACGGUAAACAGAGACGAUCAGGUAUUUUAGAUGGGAUGGUAAACAGAGACGAUCAGGUAUUUUAGAUCGGACGGUAAACAGAGACGAUCAGGUAUUUUAGAUGGGAUGGUAAACAGAGACGAUCAGGUAUUUUAGAUGGGAUGGUAAACAGAGACGAUCAGGUAUUUUAGAUCGGACGGUAAACAGAGACGAUCAGGUAUUUUAGAUGGUAAACAGAGACGAUCAGGUAUUUUAGAUCGGAUGGUAAACAGAGACGAUCAGGUAUUUUAGAUGGUAAACAGAGACGAUCAGGUAUUUUAGAUGGGAUGGUAAACAGAGACGAUCAGGUAUUUUAGAUGGGAUGGUAAACAGAGACGAUCAGGUAUUUUAGAUGGGAUGGUAAACAGAGACGAUCAGGUAUUUUAGAUGGGAUGGUAAACAGAGACGAUCAGGUAUUUUAGAUCGGACGGUAAACAGAGACGAUCAGGUAUUUUAGAUGGUAAACAGAGACGAUCAGGUAUUUUAGAUGGUAAACAGAGACGAUCAGGUAUUUUAGAUGGGAUGGUAAACAGAGACGAUCAGGUAUUUUAGAUGGGAUGGUAAACAGAGACGAUCAGGUAUUUUAGAUCGGACGAUAAACAGAGACGAUCAGGUAUUUUAGAUGGGAUGGUAAACAGAGACGAUCAGGUAUUUUAGAUGGGAUGGUAAACAGAGACGAUCAGGUAUUUUAGAUGGGAUGGUAAACAGAGACGAUCAGGUAUUUUAGAUGGGAUGGUAAACAGAGACGAUCAGGUAUUUUAGAUCGGACGGUAAACAGAGACGAUCAGGUAUUUUAGAUGGGAUGGUAAACAGAGACGAUCAGGUAUUUUAGAUCGGACGGUAAACAGAGACGAUCAGGUAUUUUAGAUGGGACGGUAAACAGAGACGAUCAGGUAUUUUAGAUCGGACGGUAAACAGAGACGAUCAGGUAUUUUAGAUGGUAAACAGAGACGAUCAGGUAUUUUAGAUCGGACGGUAAACAGAGACGAUCAGGUAUUUUAGAUGGGAUGGUAAACAGAGACGAUCAGGUAUUUUAGAUGGGAUGGUAAACAGAGACGAUCAGGUAUUUUAGAUGGGAUGGUAAACAGAGACAAUCAGGUAUUUUAGAUCGGACGGUAAACAGAGACGAUCAGGUAUUUUGGACGGUAAACAGAGACGAUCAGGUAUUUUAGAUCGGACGGUAAAAUUGUCCGCUUCCAGGAAGACGUUGUAAACUUUUUUUUAAAUUUAUAUCCUUGACAAGUUAUUUUUAUUGUUAUUGUUUUAUUUCAGGUUAAAAUUGAAGUAAACAAUACAAGUUGACAUCGACUAUUUCCGUUCUCCGUCUAUAGAUGUUGAAAGUGAUCCUUUUGGAAAGGUAUUCCAGCUUGUGAUUUGUCUGUUCCCUUUGUGUUAAAGAAAUGUUGCCAACCACUUAAAGUGCCUGUAACAUAAUUCAUGAAUAAACGAACGACCUUC
Messenger RNA from Salmo salar (Atlantic salmon), 4162 nucleotides. Lineage: Eukaryota; Metazoa; Chordata; Actinopteri; Salmoniformes; Salmonidae. The record is from RefSeq and is a predicted model, not a curated record.